This is a messenger RNA of Cladocopium goreaui, 769 nucleotides long. The record is from the annotation of a GenBank genome assembly. Lineage: Eukaryota; Dinophyceae; Suessiales; Symbiodiniaceae.
GUUUUGGGGUAUUGUAUUAUAUUCACCAUUUUCAGACACACCCACCAGAUUUGACCCAUGGUUGCUGAAGAUUGGUGGUUUGGGAUCGACCAUCUGUGGGAAAUAAAAGCAAACGUCAAUGCAGCAGCAAGCGUCAAGUUCUUGAUCUUCGACCUUGGUUCCUGCUGUGAUUUUUGCAUGUUGCCUUUUGGCUUAGCUUUUUGAUAGCCUUCGGGGUCUUCUGUUUGUCGGGUGUCCAGUCCGAAGAAAAAAUGGCUCGCCAUGGACGACGCAGCGUGCUGAGCGUGUGCCUGGGUGCCGCAGCGUUGGUGCUGUGCUGGCAGAUGGUGUCGCCUGCCUUCAUUCAGCCCAAGCAGAACCGCGGCUUGGAAGCGGCUGCCCCUGCUGCGCUGGGUGCAUUGGCUUCCAUGGCAGGAACCAUGCCAGCUGAGGCCUUGAAGGGUCCCCUUGCUGGCACCGACUUGUGCACCAAGCCUUUGAUCUACUUCAUCUACCCGCUGUGCGACCCUCUGUUCUUGGUGUGCCCCCUCUACAACUUCCCCUUGGUCUUGGGCUUCUUCGCGGCACUGGUCACGGUCAUCAACCUGAUCCUGCCUGAGACGCAGCCAGAUGAGGAUCUCCGUGUGGGAUAGACAGCUGGUCAUGGUAGGUCGUGUUAGGCCGUGCCGACACAGCGGCACAUUCUCCGAAUCGUCCCAUGGCGAUGGCAAAAGACAUUCAAUUAGGACAUCUGAUCCUGAUCAUUUCUUUAGAGAUGCAGGAUAUAAAA